This is a messenger RNA of Armigeres subalbatus, 669 nucleotides long. RefSeq names its product large ribosomal subunit protein mL49 (gene mRpL49). Gene Ontology annotation, molecular function: structural constituent of ribosome; translation initiation factor activity. Bases 70 to 627 code for a protein of 185 amino acids. NCBI's taxonomy places the organism in Eukaryota, Metazoa, Arthropoda, Insecta, Diptera, Culicidae. The transcript is spliced from 2 exons. The record is from RefSeq and is a predicted model, not a curated record. Gene Ontology annotation, biological process: translational initiation; translation. Gene Ontology annotation, cellular component: mitochondrial large ribosomal subunit; ribosome.
UCUUUGGAAGUAAUGUUACGUAAAGUUUGACAACUCCAACGCAAAAAAAAACAAUACGACUGCUCUAAAAUGCCGUUUCGCUCACUAUUUCAAAAAGUUUGCCAAAAUGAAGCAAUUUCUAUUAAAUUAGUGCAAUGCAGUAAUAUUCUGAAUGUUACGGCACUACGUUCGAUUCCGGUGCGAUGUAGUUCGUUCCGUUCUUCUGAACCAGUCGGCGACGUCGACCGAUUCCCGCAGGUUGAUGUCGUUAGGGAUGCACCGGAAUGGAAGUUCGUCGAAAGGCUUCUAGCGGCCCGUGUUGUUCCAACUCCAGUUGCAAAAACUGAAUAUCCGUCAGGUUGGAAACCGCCGCAACCCAGACCGGAUCUUAAGUAUUUCGUUGCCAGAACGAAGAACUACAUGCUUCCGGUGUAUUUGCGUAGGACGUUCCGUGGCCAACGGAUUGUUACAGCCGUUAGACGCAUUGAUGGUGAUAUUUGGCAGCUGGAGGCGGAGCUUCGAUAUUUGAUUGAGAAGAAACUAAACAAGUCGAUUGUGACCCGGGUAAACGAGAUGAAUGGCCAGAUUGAGCUGAAAGGCGAUUUCGUUACUAUUGUCGAAGGAUUUCUCCUGGAGAAAGGUUUGUAAAGUAGCUUAGAAUUUUGUUUAAUAUAAUCAUCUUUAGAGGAA